UGUGCUGGACGGUCAUGGCCAUGAAGCUCUAGGAUUCGCUCAAUCAUUCGGCCCCGUCCUCUGAGACGUCGUCGCAAAAUCCAUUUUAUGUGGUGGUCGUUCGAAUCACUCGCCGAGGAAGUCUCGGGAUAUCGGAAUGAGAAACAGUGCUCGUAUAUGAGAAGGUUCGUUGAGGAUCGGGGCCUUGCGGGUCGAGGUUUCUGAGUGGACAUCUGACGACGGCUUCGGUGCGCUGCAUUUCUUCGCUAGCUCAAUCUCGGACUGCCUGUCGUGAUACUCGGAAUUUAGCACAAUGUGGCCGACUGCUGCGUCUGCGACGUGUUCUCUGUCACGCACUCUGUCUCUCGGGCAAAUUGGUAGCUCGUGCAAGUCAGUGAGUGGAAUUGGUGGUCUCAGCAGUAGCAGUGGCGAUGUUUCGAUGCUUGCUUCUAGUUCGUCUUCGCUGAACUCUUCGUCGGGACUCGCGUCAUUCGGUGUUGGCCAAGUCCGGGACUCGCGUGCGAGUAAGAAGAGAUUCUUGAAGUGUAAGGCUUUGAAGAUUGAGGGACCGCCGCCGAGAAUUGAGCCUGUUGCGUCGGCCAGUUCUGAGAAGGCUGCUGAAGCUGACAAGACCACUCCUGCAGUCGAUGGUGCAGCAGUUCCUUCUCCUAGCACCGCUGAAUCGCAGGAAGCCAAAAUAGCUCGGAGGGCUGCCGACUGGAGGAGGGUCGAGAAGCUGAAAGAAACCGGAACUCUGCACAAAGGGAGAGUGGAUGCCUGCAACAGUGGGGGCAUUCUAGUGCGCAUCAAUGGGCUUCAAUCUUUCCUACCAUUUUCGCAACUGAAUUCCGCCCGCUUGACAAAAGAUGGUGUGACCAGAACUUCUGCUGAAGUUGGAAAGGAGCUUGUCGGCGAGUUGAUCACUGUCAAGGUGAUUGAGUGCAAUGAAGAGGAGAGGAGGCUGAUCGUCUCCGAGAAACAGGCUGUGCUGGUGGAGAGCGUUCAGCAGAUUAAAGAAGGAGAUGUUUACGAGGGGAAAGUUAACUCUGUCACUGAAUACGGAGCAUUUGUCGACUUGAAGUUUCCUGACGGAUCGUAUCCCGUCAGUGGACUAGUACACGUCUCGGAAUUAUCUUGGGAUCCAGUGCCUUUUCCCAGAGAUUUCAUACAAGAAGAGCAAAUAGUGAAAGUAAAAGUUGUUCAAGUUGAUCGGGAAAAGCUAAAGCUGGCACUUUCCAUCAAGCAGCUCCAAGCAGAUCCCUUGUUGGAGACUCUGGACACACUCAUGCCUGUCGAGCCCCUAGAAACCACACCAGGUUCUGAUGCAGAGAUGAUCGAGAUACCCCUACCCGGACUAGAACAGAUUGUCGCCUUCAUGCUCGAAGAGGAAGGGAUCACUAAAGUCACCCUGGGUCGCCAGGCUCUAGAACGACGAGUUGUUUCACAAGAUCUGGAGAUCUGGCUAUCUAAUGUACCCGUGGAAGACGGAAAGUUCACCCUUUUAGCUCGGGCUGGGAGACAGGUGCAAGAGGUGCAUUUGGAAACCAGUCUGGACCGUGACGGAAUUAAAGCCGCUGUACAAAGGGUCACUGGCAGAGUCCCUUAAGCUUCAGGUAGCCGGGGAGAAUUGGCAUAUUAGAUGUGCCAAACAGAGCUUUAUGUGAAAAUCAGUUUGGAGAAAUGGGUGUCUCCCUCCGCCCUGUCUAACUGGAGCAAGUUUAGACAGAUCUGACCAGCUAAAGCUCCAAUGCCUCUAUUGGAAGACAUUCUCUGGAGGACGCAGUGAACUUUAGGAGUUUUGUAGGGGUUGUACUUGAAGUUUAGAAGCUUGUAAUAUUACCAGUGGAGAGGCUCAAAAUACAGCCCAGAAACUGACGUGCAAGUUGAGAGGCCAUCAAGGUGGCGAAUAGUGCACGCAUAGCAGGGCAAUUAGGCGUGAGCUUGUAAAAGCACUUCCACUUCAUCAUGAUAGAAUGUACGUUAUUGUCUUACUACGUUUCCUGUAUCUGUAGAGUCAAUUCAAAGAAAGACGAGUAUUUCUCUUCCUGCCUUGCAAAUUGUCAUCUCUGACUGUGACCGGACGUUGUUACAAAAUUACGUCAGUGUAAUAUUCUCAAUCUGUAGGCCUGAAGAUCUACAGGUCUUUGUCCUCCUGAUGAAAAAAAA
Molecule: messenger RNA, 2145 nt
Organism: Marchantia polymorpha subsp. ruderalis
Lineage: Eukaryota; Viridiplantae; Streptophyta; Marchantiopsida; Marchantiales; Marchantiaceae
Source: the annotation of a GenBank genome assembly